Messenger RNA from Drosophila novamexicana, 5437 nucleotides. RefSeq names its product ATP-binding cassette sub-family A member 2 (gene Eato). NCBI's taxonomy places the organism in Eukaryota, Metazoa, Arthropoda, Insecta, Diptera, Drosophilidae. Bases 178 to 4938 code for a protein of 1586 amino acids. The record is from RefSeq and is a predicted model, not a curated record. Gene Ontology annotation, cellular component: membrane; intracellular membrane-bounded organelle. Gene Ontology annotation, biological process: lipid transport; transmembrane transport. Gene Ontology annotation, molecular function: ABC-type transporter activity; ATP hydrolysis activity; lipid carrier activity. The transcript is spliced from 15 exons.
AUCACCACCGAGAUUUGUCUGGCUACUCCCUAAGCCAAAGAUAUAUACAAAGGAAAGUUAAACUUUUCGUAUGAAAAAAGCUUAGUUUUACACAUUGGUGUUGGCGUCUUCAUAGGACGGCCAAAUAAUCCAAACUAGAAGACUUUAGAGCAAACAAGUGCAAAAAACAAAACAACAAUGGCGUGUAGCUGUUCAUUGUUUUAUGUGUUUUGGCAUAAAAAUUUUCUAUAUUUGAAGUACAACUGGAUACCAUUGAUCAUCAUUUGGUUUUUAUGGACAGGAGUACUAUUUAGUUAUUUGCAUUGGUCGAACAAGUCUAACUUAUACAAAAGCGAAGAGUUCGAGAGCAAAGAUUAUGUGGCACUUAAGGCAUUGUACUUUCCCGGUAAUGAGUUUGAUUGGAUAUACUAUGGGCCAAAUACGAACAAUGUGGCAUCACUAAUGGAACAUGUGAGGCAAGAAUUAGAAAUUCCAUAUGAACGCAUGCGAGAGUACAACAAUAGCGUGGAAAUGGAAUUGGAUAUGCAACGACAGUGCAAAGGAAGCUGUUUUGCCAUAAAUUUCCAAGCAUUGCCAGACCCGAGAAGUGGGUGGGGAUUAAAAUACAGUCUUUACUCAAAUCAAAUGCGAAACUCGCCAAAAAAACGCUUUGUAAAUGACGAGGAAAUUAAUCAUCUGAAGAAUGACGAUGAGUAUAUUCGUGAGGGAUUUCUCACUCUUCAGUAUGUUAUUGACCGUCAGUUUUUGCGCUAUCAGCAAAUUAAUGACAACUAUGAGCUGCUGUUGAAUGUCAUGCCGAAUUUGGAGGUUGGCAACUCGGACAGCUCUCGCCUGAUUAAUUUCGGCACAUUAUUUAGCAUAUUAUUUAGUAUUAUGUUGUUGAGCACAUUUCUGGUGCCCUUCGUCGAAGAGAAACAGAAUGGCCUAAAGGAGUUUCUUAAUCUGGUCACACCCAUGAGCUUUUUGAACGGCCUCACAUUUUUUCUAAUACGUAUUGUUUUCUAUGCAACAUUCCUGAUGUUAAGCCUAAUUAUCGCCUGGCAGUACGGCGCCUUGGGACUGAUUCCCUUUAUUUAUAUAUAUACCUUGUAUUUAUUGUACAUUGUGGCAAAUAUGUCGUAUGCCUAUUUAAUAUCAGUCUGCUUUUCUUCAGUGUUUUACGCUAAAAUCGGUGGACUUAUCCUGCUCGUUAUCCCCUACGUGUUUAGUAUUGUACACAGUUUGCUUACUAAUAUAGCAUUUUUCUUGUUUUGCACCAAUUCAUUUUUGGAGGGCCUGGAUGUGCUGCAGACCUUCUGCAAUAAACAUCGCGACUUUGAAGGCGCCGAUUUGUUUCGACUUAUUAAAGAUGACUCCAGUCGUAUCUUUACUGUUUAUGUUGUGCUCAUCUCUCAGACCGUUUUUUACGCCUUGCUCUACAACUAUUUGGUGUGCGUAUUUCCCGGACCUGGCGGUCUCAAGCGCCCAUUCUUAUUUAUUCUUAAUCCCGAUACAUAUAAAAAGCGUCAGCGCAAUGAAUACACGACAUCGCCGCGUGGCACCCAUGCAAUCAUCAUCAGUGAUCUUUGCAAGAAAUUCCAGACGAGCAAACGCGAAAUCCACAUUGCUGAUCAUUUAAAUAUGACAAUCAACAACAAGGAGAUCACAGUACUACUGGGCCACAACGGUGCCGGAAAGACAACUAUGAUGAACAUGAUUAUGGGCAUUGUACCUAAGGAUGCGGGCAAGAUUGUUGUUUGCAGCGAGCGUGAUGUUGCCUCGUAUCGCCACCUAAUCGGCUUCUGUCCACAGCAUAGCGUCUUCAUGAGCUACAUGACGUGUCAGCAGCAUUUGGAAUUUUUCGCACAGCUGCGCGGCGCCAAGCUCUCUGACGCACGCAACUGGGCAGAACUUAAGCUACGCAAGCUGAACCUUAAAGACAAGGCCAAUGAAUAUGGUCGCAAUUUAUCAGGCGGCAUGAAGAGGCGCCUGUCGCUGGGAAUUGCAAUUGCGGGGAAUACCAAAAUUGUGAUCCUAGACGAACCAUCCUCGGGCCUGGACAUUGAAUCACGUCGAGAACUUUGGGACAUUUUGCUGGAGCUGCGCAAAGAGAAGGCAAUUUUAGUGACUACACAUUAUAUGGAAGAGGCCGAGGUGCUAGGUGAUACCAUAUGCAUACUGGCCAACGGCAAGCUACAGGCGAUCGGCUCGCCGCUUGAACUUAAACGUAAAUCGGGCAGUGGCUAUCGCUUAAAGCUGCAGGCCCAUGAGACGCUGUUUCUGAAAGAAGAAACAAUGAAAGAGAUAUUGAAAUUUAUACCGACUGCUAAAGAGGAGAAUUAUGUAAAGCCGACGCUUUAUAUAUGCCUACCAUAUGACUAUCGCCUGCAAUUUCAUGACAUGUUACGAAACUUAGAGAAAAAUCAGUAUAAACUGGGCAUUGAAACGAUCUCGAUUGCAGACACCUCACUGGAGACUGUGUUUCUAAACUGUGCUGGGGAAUAUGAUCAAGUGGAUACACCGGAUAUUGGUACCCACAAUAAUGCGCCACCCUUGGCUGUUCAAUACAAACGACUGCGACAUAUUGAGACCCCUUACUGGCAGCUGUGGCUUGCAAUUUUCUACAAAAAAUCAACAUUCCUUUUUAACGAGUGGCUCUAUGCCGUCUGCAUGUUGAUCUUACCUAUUCUGGGAAUCACAUGCGCUAUUUUGCUAAUGCAUUAUUCUUCCGUGGUUACCAAUGAGACGGCAUUGCCGCUAAAACUUAGCCAGCUACGUACGGGCAGUGUCUACAUUUACAAUCCAACGAAUCAACAUGACCAGUUGGAGCUGCAGCUGCGUCAGUACAUCCAACAGAGUGGUCUGAAUGACAAGACGCUCACAUUGCGCGGCAACAACAGCGUGAGAGAAGAGUUACUGCAGUUGCAGCGCGAUAAUUUGCCUUAUUUCCUGGAGGAUGCCGUUGGCCUAAUUGAAAUGAUCGCUGAGGAGCGCAGCACCAGUGACACGCCUGUAUUAGAGGUAUACUGGGCAAGCAAUCGCUACCAUAGCAGCGUCAUGCUCGUAAAUAUGCUGGACACUUGCAUGCUGCAGUUGCUCAGCCGGCAGCCAGAAGCAUAUAUCGAUACUACUUAUGUGCCCAUGAAGCAUUUCGUGAGCGACAUCAGUGCUGCACGGCUCGAGUACUAUGUGGUCAUCGUAUCGGCCGCGAUGUUCUUCAGCAUGUUUUACUACGUCGCAUUGCCGUUCCGAGAGAAUGCCAACGGUUUCCGUCAACUGCAGCCCAUGUCACGCUACACAUAUUGGUGUGCCACGUUUGUGUUUGAUAUGACAUUGCAUGCCCUGGUCUGUCUGUUACUGUUUUUGGUCCAGAAAAUGAUAAUGCCCGCCGAACUGUAUAAUAUCGAGGAGCAGCAGCUGAUAGUCAUGAGUAUAUUCUUUUAUGGCUGCAGCUAUUUGCCCAUCAUGUACGCUCUUGGGAAUAAUUUCCAAUCCAUAUCAACAAUUUCAACAUAUCUGCUGCUUAUGCUUAACGUUUCAGAAAUUGCGCCACUAAUCACCUCCAGCAAUAUUCAGGCCAUGCAGCUGCACGGGACAAAGAUCGCAUUUUUACGCUUUUUGCCCGAUUUCAAUUUAAACCAUCAGCUGCGCAUCAUAAACGAGAACCUUUUAGCACAGCGAAGUAAAUCGAAGAAUCCCCCGGAAACCACCAGCGAAUUUUUUGCGUAUGCUCUAACUGUUUUGACCCUGGUUAUGGGCUUCUUUACUAUUGUGCUGGAACACAAGUACUAUCGCCGGCAGUUAAAAGACUUCUUUUAUGGCAAAACCUGUAAGAUACCACCGAAGACCGGCAAUUCGAACCAGGAGCUGGACUGCAUCAAUGAUUGCGUCAACGAGGAGCAGCAUGUAAAGCAGCUGCUGGAUGGCACUGCGCAACAGGCGUCAGAAGAUUAUCCCCUGAUUGUGAGCAAUCUGCGCAAAAGCUAUGCCGGCAAGCCGGCUGUCAGCGGCAUCAGUUUUGCUGCCAUGAGUGGCGAAUGCUUUGGACUCCUGGGUGUUAAUGGUGCAGGCAAAACAACCACCUUCCAAAUGAUUGCGGCCAAUAAAACUGUGGAUAGCGGGCAUAUACGAACCAAGGGCAUUGACAUACGCCUCAACGAGGUGGCCUAUCGCCAGCAGUUUGGCUAUUGCCCGCAAAACGACGCGAUCAACCAAUUUAUGACCGCCGAGCAAUGUUUGCGAUUAAUGGCGCUGCUGCGUGGUCUUAGGUGGCGAGGCAAUGAACCCGGGGAUUUGGAAAAUAGCGUUAAUUUUUGGCUGCAUAAAAUGCAUUUACUUAAAUAUCGCCAUGUGGCGGUGUGCAAUUAUUCGGGUGGCACCAAACGUAAGCUGAUGGCAGCUAUGGCUAUGAUCGGCGCACCAUCGCUGGUGCUACUGGAUGAGCCGACAACGGGCGUGGAUCCAAUAUCGCGAAGAUUUUUGUGGAAAUGCAUUAAGGAUUUCCUGGCGCAGGAUCGAACGGUGGUGCUCACAUCGCACAGUAUGGAUGAGUGCGAGGAGUUGUGCAAUCGACUGGCCAUCAUGGCGAACGGAAAAUUCAAAUGCCUGAACAACAUUUGUGCUUUGAAGCGCCUCAGCGGCUUUACCAUUAAACUAAAAAUGAAAAUCGACACGGAGACGGAGGCAAAUGUGUCGACUAUUACCAACACUCUAAAGGGACAAUUCGAGGACUUGGACUUAAGAGAGAAUCAUGCUGGCACAUUAACCUAUUUUGUACGCACAGAGGAUCACAUCCUUUGGUCGAAUGUAUUUAAGAUAGCAGACCAAUAUCUGGGGGAUAGUCUAAGCGAUCUAGUCGAGUAUUAUUCUGUAAAUGAGUGUACGCUCGAAGACAUAUUUUUGAAAUUCGAGAGACAAUCAAAAUCAUUGUCAAAUUCGGGCUCGGAAAACUAUGUUUGAGCGUCCCAUGCAUAGUGGGGCGUUACUCGCUACUGGCUAUGGCAAUGAUACUUUUAGCUGUACAUUAUUCGCUGCAUGAGUGCACAAUGGAAGUGCACAAGUGUGCUUUUGCUGUCAGUUUACCAAACAAAUCAUAUACACGGGCAGGAUCAAAUAAUUAAAUGAUCCUGCCCGUGGACUACAUUUGAAUUAUUUGUCAGAGCCAAAGGGAUAUACGCUCAUCUUUAAUCACCGACUGGCAUCAAAUUUCAACUUAAAUUAAAUAAUCUUAUUUUAAAAUAAUUUAUUAUAUCUUAAAUUUAAAAUGCUGGCCAUAAGAUACCCUGUACCCAGCGCCUUGCUAUGGCAUGUGAAUGCAUAUCGCAAAACCUUUACUAUUUAAAGCCCGUUUAUUUUGUCAAAAGGUAUACAAAAAAUGGUAAUCUCAUAUAGCUUCUAAAAAUUCAAAAUCAAUAUUUUAAUAUUAUAAGUCUAGUAAUAAGCGUCGAAAAUAUAUGAC